Messenger RNA from Engraulis encrasicolus (European anchovy), 9190 nucleotides. It is a transcript of the gene cspg4ba, whose product is annotated as chondroitin sulfate proteoglycan 4ba. Lineage: Eukaryota; Metazoa; Chordata; Actinopteri; Clupeiformes; Engraulidae. Gene Ontology annotation, biological process: anatomical structure morphogenesis. The transcript is spliced from 11 exons. The coding region runs from base 184 to 7425 and encodes 2413 amino acids. The record is from RefSeq and is a predicted model, not a curated record.
CGCGUGAAGGCGGAGCUCGAGCAAGCUACACUGCUCCUCUCUCUGUGUGAAGCCGAGAAAAGGUUCAGACUUCCCAAAGUAGUGUCCGAUUGCGCUGGAGUCCCACAUAGCUCCAGAAAAACAGUAAAUAUGUAUACAUAGUCGGCGGUUACUCUGUGGGACAUAAAACAAAUCUGCUUAAAGAUGAAGUCGAAGACCGUGUUUCUCUGUACGCUUGCAUGUUUCAUGAUCGGGCUGACAAAUGGAGCCUCCUUCUACGGCGAUGGUUUCGUGCAGCUGAGGGCGGUGGAGGCAUCCAGCCGGAACGUUCUGCACGUCCGCUUCCGGACCUCCAGCACCGCAGGGCUGCUCUUCCUGGCCGCCGGGCAGACAGACUACCUCACUGUGGAGAUGAACGACGCACGCCUGCAGGUGAGGCUGGACUUGGGUGCCGGGGAGAGAGUCCUGCUCUCGGACAAAGCCACUCAGCUCAACGACCUGGCCUGGCACACCCUGGAGCUUCUGCAGGAACGCUAUAACGUCACGCUGACCGUGGACAACCACUCCCACACCAGCAUGAAGAUGCCUCGAUCAGACCACGAGCUCAACAUCCAGGACGGCUUCUUCGUCGGAGGCUCGGGGGGACUCGACAAGCUCUACCUGCCCGGCGACCUGACUGGGUUCCGCGGCUGCCUGGACGAGGUGCUGUUCAACGAGCACAACCUCCUCUCUUCUCUGAGGUCCUACUCUGGGCUGAAGAACGUUCACGAGGUGUCCCUGGGGUGCAGCCCCCAGUUUUUGGCCAGCGAAGACGAUCCGAUUAGCUUCUUCAGCUCCAGGGCCUACAUGGCCCUCCCCGUGUGGACGUCACAGCACGAGUGGACGUUUGAGUGCUCGCUUCACACCUCAGCCAGCGACGGUAUCGUCCUGUACAGCUCAGCUCGCCAGGGGGACUUUGUUUCACUGGAGAUCCGCGAGGGUCUGUUGGUCGCCGUCAUGGGCCGAGGCGGGUCUCAAACCGAGUUGCGCUCCCUGAGUUUCGUGAAUGACAAGAAGUGGCACUACGUCAAGCUGCUCUUCACUGCGAACAGCCUGCAGUUGGCGGUGAAUGACGAGGUGGUGAAGUCCAGCGUCGCUGCCAGUGCCAGAACUAAAAGCUUCCAGCCAAAGGGCCCGACAUUUGUGGGCGGUGUGGAUGACAGCACGCGCGUCGAGGUCAGGAAGGCGGGGCUGGUGUCGGUGUCAGGCAAGCGUGUCCGAGGUGGCUCCUUCAAAGGCUGCCUGAAGGACAUCAAAGUCAAUCAAGCAAGCGUCGGUCUGCCUCAGGCCCUCGUCACAAAAGACAUCUCAGUUGGGUGUGAGCCAGAGAGAGAACCAGAUCCAACCACUACAUUAAGCCCCACCACUCGCCUCGCCCCCUCCUUCACCCACACACCUCCUCCGCUGCACAUGUCAACGCUUGCCAAAGGCCUGGUGAAGAGGUACGGCAGCAACUUCCUGGCGCUCAGAGACCUGGUGGUGCCGGAGGGAGGCCGCGGCUCCCUGGAGUCCAAACACAUCAAGGUGAACUUGGACUUCAAGAAGCUGGGCAUCCGCCAGUCCCAGAUCACGGUCCGCAUCGAGGAGCAGCCUGUGCACGGGCAGCUGAGGCUGGACGUGGACGAGGAGCAGGAGGAGAACACCUUCGGCAUGCUGGACCUGUGGCACGGCCGCGUCAUGUACAUCCACGGAGGCUCCGAGGACCCUCACGACUUCUUCAUGUUUUCCGUCUUCUCCAGCAGCAGGAAGGAGGUGCCAGGCUACCUGAAGGGCAACAAGCUGCACCGGUUUAAUAUCACCGUGACGCCUACGAAUGAUGCGCCCGAGCUAAGCUUGCCGGAGGGAAACCUGUUCUCGUUGUUAGAGAACUCCAGGAAGCCUCUUACGACGGAGGUGCUGAAGGCCACGGACAUCGACACCAACACCACUGAUCUCGUGUACUCCGUCCUGGGAAACCUCAACGCGGCGUCUGGGUUCCUGGAGAACGAGGACAACCCAGGAGAGGUGGUGAUGUCGUUUCCCCAUGACACUCUGGAGCACGGGAAGAUCAACUACGUCCACACCGGAGUGAAGAACUCCAGGAUCGUGCUGAGGGUGAGCGACGGAGAGAAGGUCAGCAACACAGUAGUCCUCAGGGUUCUCGCCGUGCCCCUUGAGUACAAAAUCGCCAACAACACGGGCACGAAGGUCGCGCAAGGUGAGGCGGUGGUGAUUGGAUCCACACAGCUUGCCGUCCAGACAAACGCUGUGAAACAGACGGUGGACAUCCGCUACGAUGUGACCGAGCCACCCCAGUUCGGGGAGCUGCAGAGGCUCCACUCCAGCGGAGAGUGGAAGCACACCAGCUCCUUCUCCCAGAGGCUCCUGGACAAGGAUCGCCUGAGGUAUGUGGGCACGUUUCGAGAGAUCCAACCGGAUGACCUGGGCGAUCAGUUUAAGUGCACAGUCACCGUGGCAACAAGAGCUACUGAAGAGCUUGUGUUUCCAAUCCAAGUCCAAUGGAUUAGGUAUGAUGUUGUAAGAAAUGAUAGACUGGAGAUGGACAAGAUAAGGAGAGUAGUGAUUGAUUCUGAGUAUCUGUACGCUGAGGGGCAAGGAGUGACAAUUCCAGAGGACAAACUAUCUUUCAGAAUACUGGCUCCACCAACAAAGGGAAAGCUUUUAUUGAAUAAUGUGAUGCUAGGACACAACUCUACAUUCAGUCAAACAAAUGUGACUGAUGGAAAAGUUGAAUACCAGCUGGUAGAUAGGCCAUUUGAAGACACGAGUGAUUCGUUCAAUUUUCAUAUUUUCACCAAACACUCUCACACAUCCAGUUACACCUUCACUUUAGGUAUCAUGGCUGAUGUCAACAAUAUUUUCAUGAAGAACGAAGGUCUAUCGCUCCUUGAAGGAGAGAGCAAACUUGUUACAAAAGAGGAGCUGUUCGCAGAGACCCUGAGCACCAAAGAAAUGUAUUACACCGUCAAGAAAGGUCCGAGGCAUGGAAGACUGACCCGCAUUAACACGUCCAACUCCACCUCAGACAACAGCAACAUUCUGUCCUUUAGCAACGAGGACAUACUCGGGGAACGGCUCAUCUAUAUCCACGACGACAGUGAGACGACACACGACUCUUUCACAUUCAUGGCCUCCACCAGCCUCACACCAGACCCUUCGGCGUCUGAGGAGGACACCUACGUAGAGCCCAAGGAAGGAACCUUCAACAUCUCCAUCCAGUUGGUGAACGAUGAGAAACCCAUAAGGGUGGUGGAUAAGGUCUUCCACGUGGUGCGUAAUGGCCAGAAGCUCCUGACGCUCGAGCACCUCUGCUUCCACGAUGCCGAUUCGGACUUCAGCGACGGGCAGCUGGUGUUCACCCGGCGAGGCAUCCCCAUGGGGGACCUCGUCAUGGCCAACGACACGUCUCACCGCUUGCAUCAAUUCAGGCAGGAGGACCUGGAGCAUAAGCGAGUGCUGUUCACUCACCGCGGAGCCACACAUGGACGCUUUGUGCUCUUCGUGUCGGACGGCAAGCACUACGUGUCCACUCUGCUGGACAUCAGCGCCCAGGAGCCCUACCUCAGGGUGGGCAACAACACAGGCCUGUUGGUGCAGAAGGGGCACGAGAGGGCCAUCAACACCACGACCUUCAGCGUCCUCACCAACCUCGACAUUCGUGAAGACGACGAGGUCACGCUGUUGGUCAGCGAGACACCUAAACAUGGCGGACUGUUCUGGAACCGGACGCGAGUCACGGUCUUCACGCAGGCCGAGCUGAAGCAGGGACUCGUGGCCUAUCGCCAUGACAACAGCAAAAACAUGGCCGACUCGUUCGUCAUCAAGGUGAAAGCAAAGGACCUAAUUGUGGAAGCCACUGUGAAGGUCAAGGUGUACCUGGAAAGCCACCAGAGGCCCCCUGUCAUCCUCAGUAACAAACCUGUGCUGGUGGAGGAGGGGAAGCCGGUUAAGAUCGACAGCAGCACACUUGAGGUUUCUCAUGAGGACAACCUUCCGUCGGAGAUCGUCUUCACGGUGGCGGCCGGUCCAUCUCACGGCUUCCUGCGGCGUUUCACGGAUGGCGAGGAGCGUUACGUGGGCACGGCGGAGCACCCGCUGGUCACCUUCACCCAAGAGGACGUUGACGAGGGCAACCUGCAGUACGUCCACCUGGGGGAUGGGCAUCAACUGGACGACUGGAUCACCCUGCAGGCCAGCAACGGGGUCACGGAGGUCAGCAACAUCACGGUGGGUGUGGAUGUGAUCCCCAGCCUGAUCCCGCUGGUGGUGUCCAACUUCACCCUGAAGGAGGGCGCCUCCAAGGCCCUGACCGACCAGCUGCUGCAGGUCACCAAUCGCCACUACCAGGGCCUCAACUUCCAGUACAGCGUGACCGACGGGCCGCUGCACGGCUACAUCGAGCACACGCGCUUUCCAGGGACCAAGCUGACAUCGUUCACCAGGAGAGAGGUGGAGCAGGAGUUCAUAUAUUAUGUGCAUGACGGCAGUGAGACCCUGGACGACCGCUUCACUGUCACGGCCAAUGACACAGACCUGCGCAAGCACAGCGCGCCGCGCACCCUGCACGUCCAGGUCACGCCUGUCAACGACCAGCCGCCUGUCGUCACGGCCAAUCGCGUGCUGAGGGUGUGGGUGGGGUCGGUGACGGAGAUCACCACGGGCGACCUGAACGCGGCGGAUGAGGACUCCCCGGCAGAGGAGCUGGUCUUCCUGGUGACGCAGCCUAGCAACGGCCACCUGGCCCUCAAGAGCGCCCCCACCAGGCCCCUCAUGAACUUCACACAGACGCACAUCCAGCAGGGACAGCUGCUCUUCGUACACAACGGGGCCAUGGCUGGAGGUUUUAACUUCCAGGUGAAUGAUGGGGUGAACUUUGCCCCCAGGCAGAUCUUCAGCAUCAUGGCCCGAGCCCUGGUCAUCAGCCUGGAGAAGAGCGGCCCACUCAAGGUGUUCCCAGGGUCCACUACGGCCAUCUCCAGAGAGGACCUGUCAGCGGUGACCAACGAUAAGACUGGCUCUGCCAACCGCACCAUAGUCUACACCGUCACGUCUCCCCCCAGGCUGGGCAAAAUGGUGGCACUGCAGCCAGACAACUCCACCCAGGACAUCUCCACGUUCACCCAGGCAAUGGUGGAUGGGGGUGUGGUCCUCUAUGAGCAAACAUCUGUAGACAGUGUGGGCUGGACAGCUCUGGACACGUUGAGUUUCGCUGUGUCAUCGCCUCCCACCACCCUGGGGGACCAGACCUUUAACAUCGACAUCUCGUAUGAGAACGUCGGACGCGGACGAAACUCCCUCCUCCUCAAAAACACAGGUGCUGUGGUUACCGAGGGAGAUAAAGUCGUCAUCGACAAGUCGAAGCUGGAUGGCAGCAACCUGAUAACCAAGCGUCCGCAGUCCCAGCGCCAAACCUACGAGGUCUGGUACCAGGUCAGCACUCUGCCGCAGCAUGGCUUCAUUGUGGUUGGCGAACGCAACCUCACGAAAGAAAAGCCCAACUUCUCGCAGUUCAUCCUCAACAAGUACGGCAUCACGUACCACCACGACAACUCCGAGAGCACCAGCGACAGGUUCGUGUUCGACGCCUUCCUCAACCUGAACAGCAAGCCGGCGCAGCGCCCCCUAGAUGACGACGAUGUAGUGCGGGAGUCCUUCAACAUCACGGUCAUGCCGGUGAACGACCAGCCUCCAGUGCUGAAGACCAAAGCUCCUAGUCUCAAGGUGGUCCAGGGGGACAUGGCAGUGCUCACCCCAAACAACCUGAUGGUGGUGGAUCUGGAUAACCCUCCGGAGGAGAUCCGCUACACCGUGAUCAGCCAACCCAACAACGGUUUCCUGGCGUUGCAAGAGAAGUUGAACGAGUCGGUACAGGCCUUCACACAGGCGCAGAUCAACGAUGGGGAGCUGUACUUUGUCCAGGACGGGUCUCCAGCCUCUGGGGUGUUCUACUUCAGCGUCACGGACGGCCACCACCGUCCCGUCUACAAGCUCUUCAACCUGGACGUGAUUGAGAUUGCCGUGUCGCUGGUCAACAACACCCAGGUGCUGAUGGAGCAAGGCGACACCAUGGUUACGAUUACCUCUGCCCAUCUGGCGGCGGAGACCAACGGUAAGAACAUGUCCAUGCGUUACCGAGUCACGGAGCAGCCGCGCUACGGGAAGCUCCUUCUGGACGACGUCAUGUCCUCCUCUUUCAGCCAAGAGGAUCUGGAGGCCGAGAGGCUGGUGUAUCACAUGCUGGAGUUCCACUCCGCUGCGGACAGCUUUGACUUCAACGUCUUCACGUCCGAGGCCAACCUCACGGGCCAGACGGUGAACAUCUCAGUGUUGCCCAGAGUGAGGUUCGCGGACAGGAUGCAGGUGCCCAAUGGGGUUCAAUUCAAACUGAAGACGCGCUUCCUCAACGCGACUCAGCUGGCCGUUCUGAGCGGCAGCGACCCCGUGUUUGAAAUAGUCAGCCACCCGAAGUGCGGGAAGGUUGUGAAAGCCUCGAAGCACGGCAAGAGAGCCAGCCCUCCUCUUCAGUCUUUCACCGCUCGCGAUCUCGAGCAGGAGAAGGUGGCCAUCGAUGUGAAGGCAAACUUAACGGGAGUCCACGAGCUCAACGACUCCCUGGUGUUCAUUCUGAAAGCGGAGGACGUGCCUCCUGUCAGAGGAGAGAUGCUCUUCACUGUCGUACCGUACGGUUCAAUGCUGCUGACCACCGUUAGCCCCCUUCAGACCACCCAGUCCAGCCUUACCAAUAGAACCUCCCCCGCCGUCGCAGCUGGAUCCGGCUCGUCCCUCUCCCUCUCCACCUCAGCUCCACCCAGCGCCGCCACGCAACGACACCACCAGUCCACCCGACUCCUCCCAAAGAACCGCGGCCGCAACCGCUGGGGUAACCAAGGCAACCGCACCACGGACCCAGCAGGCGCCUCCACCGUCCCCCGCCCCUCACGGGAGGGAGAGGAGGAGAGACCCGACGUGGCUCCGGUGAUGAGGAACAACCCGGUGCGCGUGGAGUCCUACCCACAGAAGAGCUCCAACCCGCUGCUGGUCAUCCUGCCCGUGCUGGCCUGCCUCCUGCUGGUCAUCAUCCUGGUGGUGCUGGUGCUCUACCUCCGCAAGAAGAAGCGGCAGCAGAAGCAGCAGCAGACCAAGAAGCCUCCCAACAGGAGCGACGAGGCCAGCCUGUCCGCCUUCCCCUGCCCCCCGAGCCCUGCGGUGGUGGUGGCCCACUCGGAAAGGAGCCCCACCAUUCCCACGGUGACUGUUACGCCGUUGAACCCCAGCUGCCCCGGUAGCCCAAUGCUGGAGAGGCAGCUUGGGGCUUCCGAUGCCUCCCUGCCCCUGUGCUCACCGUGGGGAGGAGGGGCGGAGGCGGCCACCACCCCAGCCCUGCAGCGCAACCAGUACUGGGUAUGAUGAGCAACUCGAGGCUACAGGACAUCAACCUUGCACAGGACUUGACUAAUACAUGCUGUGUGACAGGUGCAGACUUAUACAAUCACCCAGUACCAUGCUGUAAGUGGCAAAAAUAAAGUUCCGGUACUCACCUAAAAAAUACAGUUGAUAUUCACCGUCUACUGCCGUAAAAAAAACUGCCUGUACUAAAGGCUAAAAUGGAGGCUUAAGGUGACAGUGCUGGUAUAGUGUUGGUCAUCACAUUUCUUAAGCUUUGCUGUGGUACUGCAUGAUGCUUUAUCCAUCAUGAUUUUAUUCGUAUUUAAAGGCACCUUGUAAUGGAGGAGUUGUGAAGAUUAGCUUUCCAGCUAAUGCCUUCAAUGCAAGUAAAUCUUGAAAAAUGCUACGGAAACACUGUGUGAAACAUUGUAAUCAAUCAACACUAUCUUACUGUGCUAAGGAAUGAACCACUAUGCUUGUUAUGGUAUUCUAUUGAGGUGAAGUAGGAAACAGGUACUUGUAACAUGUCUUGGCUUAUGACUGAAUGAAUCGAUGAUGACUGAAUCAAACACUUUAAAAAAAACACUGAAACAAUUGAAGAUGCUACAAGUGAUAUUUGAAACCAAGGUUAAGUACAAUCAAAUUAAGACCGCUGGUUUUAAGAGUCGAUUGCUGUUUUCUGUGCUGCUGGCUGGCUGGAAUUGCAGGUGUAAUUUGUUUCAAACCCAGUUUUGAGUUUCUACCUCCAUUUUGCAAACAGACAGCUGGCUGAAGUGAAGAAGGGAAGACUUACAUUGUGGGGAGCGUUGAGCUCUGAGUCUGACUACUCAAUCCAAGGGAAUCUGUUUAUUAUGUUCUCUUUUGGGAAAUUACAUUUGUACCCUGUAUUUGAAUUUUAUCCUACUAAGUAUUUUAUUUUAACCACUGAAAAAUGACAUGAGAUGUAAAAGUCACACUGUUGGUGUGAAUGCAUAUUUUUAUGUUUUUUUUUAUGAUCAUUUCUUAGUGUAUUUUGUUAUACUUUUUGUAUGUACGAAUCUCUUUUAGUAAACUCAGGAAUUAAUUAAUAUAUGGGAAUGAUUUUUCUGUAAAAACAGCAGUAUGUCGAUGUCAAUUCAGUAUGUCUUAUGUAUUUUUUUGUAUUACACUGCAGAUGUUCGUAGCCUAGGUAGUACACUCACUGUAAUGAUAACAGCACUGAUCUGUGAAGGUAUGAAAUGCGUUUUAAUUAUCACUGUUAAUUUCCCUCCUGUAUUCACACUCGGUGUGUAAUCACACUCCCUGCCCCAGACUGGGAGGGAAGCAGAAGCCUCUAUCAGCUCACACUAUAGCCGUUCAUGAUAUCUCUACUACGGAGUCCCUACGUGCACAUCUGCAUAAUGUCUUCUGACACGUGCUUAAAGCCCUCAAGGCCUGCUUUUACUGUGUGCCACAUUUCAACCUUCACAUAAAACUCUCGCUCAAAUUCUUGCUGUACCAGCACGACUGAUUUUUUUUCAUCCACAGGCGGUGAAGAGAGCUGUAAAGCUGACUACUUACAAUGUAUUAGUGUCAUCAUCCGCUGUGAAUCAGCUAAUGGCUGGUCUGCCGUCAUUAAAACUGUGUAGACAGUAUCUAUAGUGUACAUUUCAUGCAAUACAUGCCAAAACAAAUCCAUGACGGUGGGAGAAAAAACUCUUUGUGUGUAUUGUCAUAGGCUUGCAUCAGUGAAUUGCCAUGCUGUCUUAUAUUUAUUUUUGAUUUAUGAGUAUGAAUUAAAAGUGUACAUAUUUUAAUGAAACGUCAA